GCGGCGGCGCAGGGGGCGGAGGCAGGGGGCGCCCCCAGCCAGGAUGCUGCGGUUCCUGCGCCGGACCUUUGGCCGCCGCUCCAUGCAGCGCUACGCGCGGGGCGCGGCGGGGCGCGGGGCCGCCGGGCUGGGGGACGAGCGCGACGGGGGAGCGCGCGGGGGCCCGGCCGCCGCCGCCGCCUCGUCCACGCUGCCCGCCGCGCCCGGGGGCAGCGUGUUCCCGGCGGGCGGCGGGCCCCUGCUCACGGGCGGCGCGGCCGUGCACAUCUCCGCCGCGGGCGCCGCCAAGGCCACCCUCUACUGCCGCGUCUUCCUGCUCGACGGGACCGAAGUGAGCGUGGACCUGCCGAAACAUGCCAAAGGCCAGGAUUUGUUUGACCAGGUCGUGUACUACUUGGACCUGGUGGAGACAGAUUACUUCGGCCUCCAGUUCCUUGACUCCACCCAGGUGGCGCACUGGCUGGAUCAUUCCAAACCUAUCAAGAAGCAGAUGAAAAUUGGACCUGCUUACGCUUUGCACUUUCGAGUUAAAUAUUAUUCUUCAGAACCAAACAACCUUCAUGAAGAGUUUACAAGGUACCUGUUUGUUUUACAACUCAGGCAUGACAUUCUUUCAGGAAAAUUGAAAUGCCCGUAUGAGACAGCUGUGGAGUUAGCUGCUCUCUGUCUGCAAGCGGAGCUGGGCGAGUGCGAGCUUCCGGAACACUCACCAGAGCUCGUGUCUGAGUUCCGGUUCAUCCCCAAUCAGACAGAGGCGAUGGAGUUUGAUAUCUUCCAGCGGUGGAAAGAGUGCAGGGGAAAGAGCCCUGCGCAGGCCGAACUCUCCUACCUGAAUAAGGCGAAGUGGCUGGAGAUGUACGGGGUGGACAUGCACGUGGUCAGGGGAAGAGACGGCUGUGAAUAUUCCCUCGGACUGACGCCCACAGGCAUACUGAUCUUUGAAGGAGCUAACAAAAUAGGCUUAUUCUUUUGGCCCAAAAUCACCAAAAUGGAUUUUAAAAAGAGCAAGUUGACCCUGGUGGUGGUGGAAGAUGACGAUCAGGGCCGGGAGCAAGAACACACCUUCGUGUUCCGGCUGGACAGCGCCCGAACCUGCAAGCACCUCUGGAAGUGUGCCGUGGAGCACCACUCCUUCUUCCGGCUGCGCACCCCCGGGAACAGCAAAUCCCACCGCUCUGACUUCAUGAGGCUGGGCUCCCGCUUCCGGUUCAGCGGGCGGACGGAAUACCAGGCCACCCACGGCUCCAGGCUAAGAAGAACCAACACCUUCGAGCGCAAGCCGAGCAAACGCUACCCGUCCCGGAGACAUUCCACCUUCAAAGCGAGCAACCCGGUGAUCGCGGCCCAGCUCUGCUCCAAAACAAAUCCUGACGUCCAUAAUUACCAGCCUCCAUUCCACCCCAGCGUGCACCCCAGCCAGCCUCGGUGGCUCCCUCACUCUCCUCACUCUCCAAACAUCAGCUACCCACUCCCUGCCUCAGGGCUCGGCAGUGCCGACAGGCUCCCUUUCGGCAUCGAGGAGAACGGGGGUACGCCCUUCGCGACCAAAGCACCGGGAAGGCACCACCACCACCACCACCAGCAUCAGCACCAACCAAACUACGGCCUCUCGCUCACCCUGGAGAACAAGGAAGGGCCCUUGAGGUCCCCGAAUUCCAGCAGUAAACCCCUUCCAAAACUGAGUCCAGGCGCGCCUGCCCUGUUCAGCGAAGCUGCAGCCCAUCUAAAGAAGCUGGAGCUGGAGACUGUGAAGGCUGCCGGAGCUUGGCCUGCCCUGCACAUCAACAUCAACAAGGCGGAAGAGAAGAAAGUCUCUGAGAAGACGCUGCAGUCCCCGCUGUUGCCUUCCCCCGUGGCCGACCAUGUGAAGUGCAACAUUCUGAAGGCCCAGCUGGAGAAUGCAUCCCGCUCGAGUGCCCAGGUUGGAAAAGAGGAAUCGACGUUUAUAAAUAUCAAUAAGAAAUCCAGUCUUCAGGAUGCUAAUGUAAGAAGUCCCAUUCCUGUACAUGUGGACACUGCCCAGCCAGCAGUGGACAAGCCGGAAAUCAAGCCUCCUCGAGUGAGGAAGUUGACAAGACAGUACAGUUUUAACCGCAGUGAUGAAGACGACCUCCCUCCAGACCUGGCCGAGGCCGUCGGCGUACCCGCCGCCACCACGCCCGUCACCACCGCUGCCGCCGCCACUAGCCCCGUCUCUGCACCGCUGGCCUCCCCCCAGAGCCGCCCGCUCAGCUCGCCUCAGAACUCAGAAGGCAAGAGCCAGCUGUCCCCAGGGGUCAAGAGCCCCCCUCGAGGAGGUGCCUUUACUCUGGAGCCCGGCGAUCUCCUGAUGGACUUCACGGAGGCCACCCCUCUGGCAGAGCCCGCCAGCGCCCCCUACUGUGCCCACUCUCGCUGUUCUCCUCCACUCUCUCUCCCCAUGAAGGAAGAGACCACUGGAGUUUGCAUGCACCCUCCAAUCAAAACGAGGCUGAUAAAAACAUUCCCAGCUGAUACAGUGACCCCGUUUCCUGAACCUUUCAUCACAGGGCCACAGUUUACUGCCGACUUUAGAGACAGUAAGUUACCAUGCUGUCCCGGCCAGUCUUCCCCACUGAUUCCAGCCGCGACCCUGAGGCCUUUGGCAGAGACUGUGUCCACAGUGCAGACCAUCUACGGCACACGGAAGCCCGUCUCUCUGGCCGCCAGUGCAGAGACACUCCGGCAGGAAUUGGAGAGAGAGAAAAUGAUGAAAAGACUAUUGAUGACCGAACUGUGAAAUUCUCCCCUGUUGCCUGGAGGAUGGCAUGGUGCCUUCUGUCCGUUUUCUUUCUUCGGGCUUCGUGUGCUCACUCUAGCACAGCAUACACAUGUGUGCUCUGUUCGCCAGGGUAUCCAUGGUUAGUCAAAGCCAGCUUCUGGCUUGAAUUCAGAAAAGUUAUUUUCUGUCUCCUGAGUAUUAGGUUUUCUACUACUCAGUGUAACUGAGGCAGGAGUUGGUCAGCGAGGAGAAGAAAGAUGGGAAAACGGGGAUUCCUUUUCAGAAGUUCCUGUGUGUAUACGUCAGUAACCACAGGAGUCACUUGGCAUGGAAUCCUUUAUUAUCAAUCUCAACCAUGUGAUUUUGUAUGAUUGAAACUUGCACCAAGCUUUGACUGUUUUUAAUGAGAGAAUAAUUCUUUAAUGCUGUUUUUUUUUCCAUUUAGACUGGUAAAUACAAAGUCCUAACAUUCAUUUUUAUUCAAACAUGAGUAGAUGAACUAAAAAAAAAAAUGUUGCAAUCACCAAGACUGAAGCAAUUCAGUUCAGUCCAAGAUAUAAUUUAACUUGUGAAUUUGUUGAAUACAAUAUUAUUUGGGUUAAAUAGAAUUUAUCAUUGAACCCAAGGUAGGAAAUUGUGGAUCAAAUCAUCAAAAAAUUCUUAUAAGGUUAAGAUGAUUCAAUAUGCAGACUCAUUUGGGUGUUCCAUAAAGGGAAAUUAUUUCUAAAGUCGAUCAAUUCAUGUCCUGUUGAUAGAAACUUGACCAGAAGAAAUUUUGCUCUCUUUUUAUAUAGUUUCAAGAAAUGUGUUUUUAAAUUUUUAUUAUGCACUUGAACAACUUUGCAGGAAUAAAGGAACCCCCCUAUUCACACACCAUCCCUCUAAAUCUUAUUUCUCAAGCUUUCUUAAUGAAUAUGCACAUACUUUGACAUAUCUAUUAUCACUGUGUACAUAUUUUUUGGUUGUACUUUUCUCACCUAAAGUAUCUCCACUUCUCAACACAGAUUCUACUCUUGACAAUUUAAACAUUUUUCUAUGUACUAACACAAUUAAUCUUAUUUCUUCUCAAUAUUUGAGUCAUUUCCAAGUGUUUCCACUCAUAAAUCACGCUGCUAUGAAUGUCUUUGUAAAAAAAAAAAGUCGUUUUCUUUGAAUUCUUUCCUUUGGAAUAUCUCCAAAGGGGGAUUUGACAAGGUUAAAGAGCAUGAACUAUUUUAUAGCUCUUGUUUCAUAUUGCCAGACUGCUUUCUAGAAAGAUCCAAUCUCUGGGUUGGAAGGAUCUUAAAGGUCAUCUAAUUCAACCCUCCCUCCCCUUUGGAUGCUUGAAUCCCCUCUACAAUUUAUGACGCCACCAGCAAUGUAUAAGCAUUUCUAUUUACAAAUAGCUCUGCCGGUAUUGAGUUUUGCCAUUUUAAUUUAUUUUCACUAGUUUAAUAGGUGUGUAUAGUUGUUGAGAGAUUGUUUUAUUUUAUUAAUUGCUAUCGAAGCUGAGCACUUUUCCAUGUGAUAAUUUACUAGCUGUAUUCCUUUGUGUACAAAAUGUUCAUCCAUUUCUUAUGACCACUUGUAAAGUGGAAUCGAUCUCGUAUAUUUGUAUCAGAAUUGUAUUUUUAUGUUUUAUUGUAUAGUUUGCUCUCCUGACCCUAUAUUCUUAAAACUGAAUGGUGCCAAUAAUUUGAUACUAAUGAUUAUUUAAAAAAAAAAGUAAUGCCUCAUUUACUAGCAUUGUUGCAAAAGGAGGCCUGUAAACAAAUAUUCAGAUAACAGAGGAUUAACCCUUUAAGUGCUGAACCUAAAAAAAAAAAUUUUAAUAUUUUUUUGAGGGAAAUCUUUCUAAAACGGAUUACAUAACGUCCCUGCCUUAGUCAACAGAGUAUCCCGGAGAGUAUUUAACCUUUUCUCACGAAGCGUCACGGUCAUCAUUAUCACACAUCAGCCCCACGUGUACCUGGGUGCGGCGCAGUGACGUCAUCCAUCACCGUGCGCCGGGCUCGGCUUUGCCUCUCCUGUGUAGGGCCGCUGCGCUUUGCUUGUGGAUGGUCUCCUGCCCACGUGUCUGCGCUCUUGGCGAGGCCCUCUGGGGCCGAUGGCAGUGUUUGGGGACCUUUUCCCCCCACGCUCCGUGACCCCGGGCUGUUCUUUCCAAACAGCUUUUUCUUCUCUGUUCCUUCUCUCUCGUGCACAUGCUACACAAAACGUGUUCCUGUACAAUAAGGAGGGGGGGAAGAUGAGCUGUGUCUGGGCUUGUCACCUCUCGCCAGUGCAGCGCCACCUUCCCUCCGUGCCCUCCCUGCUUCUGGAGUCUGCUGCUCUUCACUCCCUGCACCCCCCCGACGGAUGGAAGCAAAGCGUUUAUUUGCGCAGCGAAACCGGGGAACCCCGCGUGGCUUCCACGUCGCCGGGUGGACCUGGCUUCCGAGGAGCGUGCAUGGGCUUCGUGGCUGCACUUUUCAGGAGGCGCGGCGCCUCCUGCUUCUUCUUCCCCCACCCACCUCCCUCCCGCUGGGUUCACGGAUGUCUCCGAAGGUUGAUGUCACUGAAAGUCCGCUCACAAUUAAGUUGGCUGUUGUUAACUGUGUUUGAAAAACCUAGUACCUUUGGCAGCUCACCUCUAACCAGUAAAACCAAGAGGAUUCCUUCCCUUGUU
Molecule: messenger RNA, 5387 nt
Organism: Sorex araneus (European shrew)
Lineage: Eukaryota; Metazoa; Chordata; Mammalia; Eulipotyphla; Soricidae
Gene: EPB41L4B
Product: erythrocyte membrane protein band 4.1 like 4B
Exons: 26
Coding region: 44-2758 (904 amino acids)
Cellular component (GO): cytoskeleton
Molecular function (GO): cytoskeletal protein binding
Source: RefSeq, a predicted model, not a curated record